UUCCUUGGCAUAGCAUUUCUUGGGAUUGGACUGUGGGCAUGGAAUGAGAAGGGAGUGCUGUCCAAUAUCUCCUCCAUCACCGACCUGGGAGGCUUUGAUCCAGUUUGGCUCUUCCUAGUGGUAGGAGGAGUUAUGUUCAUUUUGGGAUUUGCAGGAUGCAUUGGAGCUUUGCGAGAAAAUACCUUUCUUCUGAAAUUUUUUUCUGUGUUUCUUGGGAUUAUUUUCUUCCUGGAACUCACUGCUGGUGUUCUAGCAUUUGUUUUCAAAGAUUGGAUAAAGGACCAGCUGUAUUUCUUUAUAAACAACAACAUCAGAGCAUAUCGAGAUGACAUUGAUUUGCAAAACCUCAUAGACUUCACCCAGGAAUAUUGGCAGUGCUGUGGAGCUUUUGGAGCUGAUGACUGGAACCUUAAUAUUUACUUCAAUUGCACAGAUUCCAACGCAAGUCGAGAGCGCUGUGGUGUGCCAUUCUCUUGCUGCACUAAAGACCCUGCGGAAGAUGUUAUUAAUACUCAGUGUGGCUACGAUGCAAGGCAAAAACCAGAAGUUGAUCAGCAGAUUGUUAUCUACACUAAAGGCUGUGUCCCUCAGUUUGAGAAAUGGUUGCAGGACAAUCUAACCAUAGUUGCCGGUAUAUUCAUUGGGAUAGCAUUACUGCAGAUAUUUGGGAUAUGCUUAGCCCAGAAUUUGGUUAGUGACAUUGAGGCUGUCAGAGCCAGCUGGUAAAACUGCUGAAGUAACCACAACAAGACACUGGACAACCGAAACCCUCUGAAACCUCCCGUGUGUCGCUCCGACACCAAGUAUAUGGACAUGGGUGACAGGGAAGCCUUCUCUCCCAAGUAAUCUCAAGUUUCAGUUCCUGAUAUUGCGGUGAACUCGUGUUUCUUUGGGGUGGGGGAGAGAAGAGUGGGCUAUUGAAAAUCUGCUGCUCACUAACAAUUAUUUUUGUUUU
Pterocles gutturalis (yellow-throated sandgrouse) is the source of this 955-nucleotide messenger RNA. RefSeq names its product tetraspanin 5 (gene TSPAN5). The transcript is spliced from 7 exons. NCBI's taxonomy places the organism in Eukaryota, Metazoa, Chordata, Aves, Pterocliformes, Pteroclidae. The annotation marks the transcript as partial. The record is from RefSeq and is a predicted model, not a curated record. Gene Ontology annotation, biological process: protein localization to plasma membrane; regulation of vascular endothelial growth factor signaling pathway; protein maturation. Gene Ontology annotation, cellular component: membrane.